AUGGCUGCAACCAAGAAAGAAUUCGAAGGUGUUCAUGAAGCUUUGAAACAGCUACCUGCCGAUGUUCAGGAUGAAACUCACAGAAUUCUUUUUGGACGGAAAUACCAAGAGCUUGAUGUCAGUGCUGAAGUCAAGGAUAUCGCUUUGAAGCAUGACUUUGAAAUCAAAGGUUAUAUCAUUUCAGCUCAGUCUGAACAACUCCGCUCACCCAGACUAACAAGGGUUGCAGCCAUUCAAAAUGCAAUUGUACUUCCAACUACAGCUCCAGUUGCUGAACAACGGGAUGCUAUUCUCCAGCGAGUUGGACUAAUGAUUGAAGCUGCCGCUCAGGCUGGAGCUAACAUUGUGUCACUUCAAGAAGCUUGGAAUAUGCCAUUUGCCUUCUGUACACGGGAACGACUUCCUUGGACUGAGUUCGCGGAGCCAGCUGAGGAUGGCCCUACCACCAAAUUCUUAUCAAAGUUGUCGAAGAAGUAUGGUAUCGUUAUAAUAUCUCCAAUCCUUGAAAGAGAUGAAUCCAAAGACGAUGUCAUUUGGAACACAGCCGUUUUCAUUUCACACACAGGCAAUUUCAUGGGGAAAACUCGUAAAAAUCAUAUCCCUAGAGUUGGGGAUUUCAAUGAAUCAACUUAUUACAUGGAAUCGACUCUUGGUCACCCUGUCUUUGAGACUCCAUUUGGUAAACUUGCUGUUAACAUUUGCUACGGACGUCAUCAUCCUCAAAAUUGGAUGAUGUAUGCUCUUAACGGAGCAGAAAUAAUCUUCAAUCCCUCUGCAACUGUAGGAGGGCUCAGUGAACCUCUCUGGUUCAUUGAAGCUCGAAAUGCCGCUAUCGCUAAUCACUGCUUCACUGUAGGAAUCAACAGAGUAGGUACAGAAGUGUUCCCCAAUGAAUUCACUUCUGGUAAUGGACAACCCGCGCACAAAGACUUUGGUCACUUUUAUGGUAGCAGCUACAUUGCUGCUCCAGAUGGAAGCAGAACUCCUAGCUUGUCACGUGUAAGAGAAGGAGUCUUGAUUGCCGAGAUGGAUUUGAAUCUUUGUCGCCAAACGAAAGAUAGCUGGGGAUUCAGGAUGACACAACGAUUGGAUAUGUAUGCAAAGAGCUUCACAGCAGCUGCAGAUCCAUCGUACAAACCAGACAUUCGAAGAGAAGUUUAA
Molecule: messenger RNA, 1161 nt
Organism: Auanema sp. JU1783
Lineage: Eukaryota; Metazoa; Nematoda; Chromadorea; Rhabditida; Rhabditidae
Source: the annotation of a GenBank genome assembly